AUGGCUCCAGCUGCCGAAGGACCGAGGCGGUUUGCCGCCUCCACUACCGUCGGACAGCUGCCUCCGACCACGACGACGACGUUUACAACCUUCUCAUUUCCUCCCUGGACAACAGGUGAUGAUGACACGGCCGACAACAAACCCGCGGUCAGGCAUCGGCAGGUCAAGAGGCAGGGCGUCGUGAGCAGCUCAACCGCCACCUCCACCACGCUUCUGCCUCCGCUUCCAUCCGGGCCGCCGGGUCCGCCUCCACCGGGUCCGCCUCCGCCUGGCCCCGACCUCGACCCCGACCCCGGCUACGACAGUGAGGAGAGCCUGAGCGGGGAUGGAGAGACAAGUGAUGAAGAAGACGGAGUUCUGGACAAUUUCAUCACAGAUCCAAGCUCCGGGAACGAGAAGGAGGUGGACACCACAUCUACAGCUUUGCCUUCCAGCACAAGAUCUUCAACGAUCGUAUCCGCUACGGGCUCUGCCACCGAGGUUCCUUCCCCAACAUCACCGGACGCCGUCCUUGCCACCGAAACAAGCAGCUCGAAUGAGAAUGAAACCUGGCCAUCGCCUUCCGACUACGACGGCCCGACCUCGGCCUUGGAAUCAUCUGGCCGCGGUGAUGAUGACUUCCACCGUGGACCUUCGCCCAGGCAACGGCACCACAAGAAUCUGGAGAUUGCUCUCUCUGUUCUGAGUGCAAUAGUUGGUGUCUGCCUUUUGGUGGUCCUGUCUGCCGCCAAUGUUUGCCCAGCGAAGGGAGUCCCAGCAGAGCGAGACCCAGCAAAGGCAGUCCAGACAAUCGGGUUCCCAGCAGAGCGAGUCUCGGGAGAGCGAGUCCCAAGGCAGUCCAGACAAUCGGGUUCCCAGCAAUCGGACUCGCAGCAGGUGGUGGCUGACGCCGACCCGUCGGCCGAGCAGAACCCCAAGAUCAAGCUGGCAGAUGUGGACGAGCUAGGUCUCUCGGCCAGUGGCAACACCCUGACGACGGGCGACAUCCAGAUUGACCCGCGAUCGCAGUACCGGCCCCCGCCCGUCUCCCCCACGGGAUCGUCCAUCUCAUCGGCCUUUGGAAACGGCACCUUCAUCCCGCCCACGCCAAGGGAACCGCCCGCGGCGCUCCGCGACACGAUGCGCUCGGGUUACUUUGCGGACGAGAACCUACCCUUCCCGCUGAUGCCACCGCCCACCCGGCGAGACACGACGUACACGCAAUCGUCGGUGUCGUCGGAGCCGCGCUUCAGGACGGUGAGCUCAUGGGUAGGUCAGCAGACGAGACGCAUAGGACGCGAGCCUGCUCCGCCCGUUCCCGAGCAGGGGUACGGACUGAUGAUGCCGGACGACCAGGAGCCGAGACGUGUAUCUGGAGUGCCACCGCCGCCACCCUUGCCUCAAGAUAUCACUGGGUUUACUGCAGAUAAGAGAUGA
Molecule: messenger RNA, 1416 nt
Organism: Geosmithia morbida
Lineage: Eukaryota; Fungi; Ascomycota; Sordariomycetes; Hypocreales; Bionectriaceae
Exons: 3
Coding region: 1-1416 (471 amino acids)
Source: RefSeq, a predicted model, not a curated record